AUGAGCUCUACGGAAGUAGUAUGUUACUCGUCCUUUUUUCUCCUCCCUCUUCAACAAGCAAGCUUUGACUAACAUUCAUUUCCCCUUUUUUUAUUUGGAAAUAGACCCCCUCGCUUGAGAUCGAUGAGAAUCACCUUCCCAGCAAACCAAAUGCAACCAGAUACUUCACCCGGUCCGAGAAGCAACAAGUAGACAUUGAGAAAACCAGCAACCGAUUCAAGUACUUGCUUGGUCUCACUGGUCUUUUCCGCCACUUUAUCGAGGCCAAAGCCAGCAAAGACCCCCUUUUCAGGAAAAUCGUCGAUGACAUCCACGCACUGGAGUUGAAAUCGCAGUCGAAAAAGGACUCCGAUUCGCAUAGAAGGAGGAAAACGGAAAAGGAAGAAGAUGCCGAAUUGCUCAAGGAGGAAAACUUGAGUAAGCGGAGGUUUGAGUUUAGCGAGAGUCCUGGCUACGUGCAUGGCAAAUUGCGGCCUUACCAGGUGCAAGGUUUGAAUUGGCUCGUCUCGUUGUAUGAGAAUAACUUGUCAGGUAUUCUUGCCGACGAGAUGGGGUUGGGGAAAACGUUGCAGACGAUUUCGUUUUUGGGGUACUUGAGAUUUAUGCGUGGCAUCAAUGGGCCGCAUUUGGUGAUUGCGCCCAAAUCGACGUUGGACAAUUGGUUUCGCGAGUUCAAGAGAUGGAUUCCCGAGAUUAAUGUCUUGGUGUUGCAAGGGGAUAAAGACGAGAGAGCCAAUGUGAUAAAGAGCAGAGUCAUGCCUUGCGAUUUCGAUGUCAUUGUGGCUUCGUACGAGAUUGUUAUUCGAGAGAAAUCCACACUAAAAAAAUUUGAUUGGGAGUAUAUUGUCAUUGACGAGGCUCAUCGAAUCAAAAAUGAAGAAAGUCUAUUGUCGCAGAUUAUUAGAGUGUUGCAUUCAAAGAAUAGAUUGUUGAUUACCGGGACCCCGUUGCAGAACAAUUUGCGCGAGUUGUGGGCAUUGUUGAAUUUCAUUCUCCCUGAUGUGUUUGCAGAUAACGAGUCUUUUGACGAAUGGUUUCAGAAAAAUAACGAACAGAGCGAAGAGGAUCAGAAAGUUAUCCUGCAACUUCACAAAGUGUUGAAACCGUUCCUCUUGAGGCGAAUAAAAGCCGAUGUUGAAAAAUCGCUCUUGCCCAAGAAGGAGAUGAACAUUUACACCAAGAUGACCCCCAUGCAGAGAAACUUGUACCAAAAGAUUUUGGAAAAGGAUAUCGACGCCGUGAAUGGCGCCAACAAAAAGGAGUCUAAGACGAGGUUGUUGAAUAUAGUGAUGCAGUUGCGAAAAUGCUGCAACCACCCGUACUUGUUUGAAGGGGUCGAGCCGGGGCCUCCAUACACCACCGAUGAGCACUUGAUCUUCAAUGCUCAAAAGAUGAUCAUUUUGGAUCAACUUUUGAAAAAAUUCAAAGCAGAAGGAUCGCGAGUGUUGAUUUUCUCACAAAUGAGUCGAAUGUUGGACAUUUUGGAAGAUUAUUGUUUUUUCAGAGAGUUUGCCUACUGCCGAAUCGACGGCCAGACCGAGCAUACUGAUCGUAUAAAUGCAAUUGACGAGUAUAACAAUCCAGGCAGCGAGAAGUUUGUAUUUUUGUUGACAACAAGAGCCGGUGGGCUCGGUAUCAAUUUGACUUCGGCAGACGUUGUCAUAUUGUUUGACUCGGAUUGGAAUCCUCAAGCCGACUUGCAAGCGAUGGACCGUGCCCACCGAAUCGGCCAAACGAAGCAAGUUAAAGUCUACCGAUUCAUCACCGAGAAUGCCAUUGAGGAAAAAGUGCUCGAGAGAGCAGCGCAGAAAUUGCGGUUGGAUCAAUUGGUGAUCCAGCAAGGUCGCAACACCGCGGGGCUCAAGGAUGAGCCACAAAGUGGGAAAGCAGCUUCAAAGAAUGAAUUGCUCGACAUGAUUCAGCAUGGCGCAGCAGACAUUUUCAAGAAAGAAGAAGCACAAAUUGGAGGAGAAGGAGAUGAGGAGACGGUGGACAUUGAGGAAAUCUUGAGACGUUCAGAGGAAAAGACGCAGGAGUUGAAUGAAAAAUACGCCAAGUUGAACUUGAAUGCGUUGCAGAAUUUCACCAAUGACGAAAGUGUUUACGAGUGGAAUGGAGAGAAUUUCAAAAAGAAGGAGCCCACGGCAAUCACCAACAUUGGCCAUGCCUGGAUCAACCCUGGCAAGAGAGAGCGCAAGGAAAACUAUUCGAUUGAUCUGUACUACAAGGACGUGUUGCACACUGGGGGAAGAACGCAAGGGACAGUGAGCAAGUCUGGGCCCCGGCCACCGAAGCAGCUCAAUUUAUACGACCAUCAAUUCUACCCGCCAAAAGUGUUGGAACUAUAUGAGUUGGAAAAAAACUAUUAUCGAAAGCAAACGCAUUACCAGGCGCAGCUCAAAGCUGGAGACGCAUCAAGUUUGAAACAGCGUGAAUUGGAACAAAAAUUGGAGCAAGAGGAAAUUGACAACUCGCGCGCUUUAACCGAAGAGGAAAGACAGUUGAAAACGGAGUUGAUGAAGCUCGGGUUUGGCAAUUGGAACAGGAAAGAUUUCUAUCAUUUCAUCUCUGUUUGUGCCAAGUAUGGACGCAACUCGAUCCCCUUGAUUGCUAGUGAAUUCGAAGACAAAACCGAGGAGGAGAUCCGCGAGUACGCCAAGGCCUUUUGGAAGAAAUACGAUGAAAUUGAAGGCUAUGAGAAAUACAUUAGCCAGAUUGAGCAAGGUGAGGAGAAGAUUAUCAAAGUCAAGAUUCAAAAGGAGGCCUUGAGGAGGAAAUUGUCGCAGUACAAGUAUCCACUUUUCGACCUUCGACUUAAAUUCCCCCCCUCGUCGAGCACUAAAAGGGUGUACAGCGAAGAGGAAGAUCGGUUCUUGUUGGUGCAGUUGUACCGCUUCGGGAUGGACUUGCCUAAUGUCUAUGACCGGAUCAAGGAAGCCAUCCGGGACUCGCGGUUGUUCCAAUUUGAUUUUUUCUUGCAGAGUCGCAGUGCCAUGGAGAUUGGACGCAGAUGUGCUACUCUUUUAGGGUGCAUUGUGAAGGAGAUUAAUCCUGAGCAGCAUGGCAAGAGCCAGAAUGGGAACGGCAAGAGGAAAGAGGAAACCAUGGAUGGCCCCAAGGCGAAGAAGCUGAAGAAGUAG
Lodderomyces beijingensis is the source of this 3140-nucleotide messenger RNA. Lineage: Eukaryota; Fungi; Ascomycota; Pichiomycetes; Serinales; Debaryomycetaceae. The record is from the annotation of a GenBank genome assembly.